GGCCACGGCCACGAGCCGCUGUUGCUGCUUCCCUCCUCUCCUCUGUUUUUCUCUGCCUCUCAUGGAGGCCUCCAUGCUCAAGCCGUCGGUGUUGCUAUCUCCGGCGAGGGGAGGGCCCUCAACGGCGCGGGGGCGGGGCUGCGUCGUCGCCGGCGCCGGCGGCCGCGGCAGCAAGAACCUCGAGACACGGCGGCCGGAAGGGAGCGAGCCGGCCAGAGGAGCCCACGGCCAUGUCCUACCCCUGGCGGCAGCGGCGGUGAGCAGCAGCGCCGCCGCCCUGCCGUGCCACGCCGCGACCUCUCCGGCGGCGUACGAGCAAUCGCUGUACAGGGCGGCGGUGGUGCUGGGGGAGCUGGACCCGGCGACGGCGAAGGUGGUGAUCGGGGUGGCGGGGCCGGCGCUGUCGGCGGUGGGGUUCCUGUUCGUGGCGCGGAUCGUCAUGUCGUGGUACCCGAGGCUGCCGGUCACCAAGUUCCCCUACGUGGUGGCCUACGCGCCCACGGAGCCCAUCCUCGCCGCCACCCGCCGGGUCAUCCCGCCGCUGGGCGGCGUCGACGUCACGCCGGUCGUCUGGUUCGGCCUCGUCAGCUUCCUCAGCGAGAUCCUCGUCGGGCCCCAGGGCCUCCUCGUCCUCCUCUCCCAGCAAGUCUCUCCCUCGUAGUAUCUUCUUCAGCAUGCUUCUUAUUUUCUGAGUGUAAUAUAUGAGCUUAUUAUCAUGGGUGUGCAUGAGUUUUUGACAUUCGAAAUUUUGCCAAAAUUUGUCAAGAAACAGUUCAGCUCC
Messenger RNA from Triticum urartu, 781 nucleotides. It is a transcript of the gene CCB3, whose product is annotated as cofactor assembly, complex C (B6F). The record is from RefSeq and is a predicted model, not a curated record. Lineage: Eukaryota; Viridiplantae; Streptophyta; Magnoliopsida; Poales; Poaceae. Gene Ontology annotation, cellular component: chloroplast thylakoid membrane.